UCAAUCUCUAUUAGCAGCUUCACAAUUUCUCUCCAAAGAAACAAAUCCCCAUUUUCCUUAUAUUUUCUUUCUCUUUUUCUCCAUUAUCCCUUAAUUUCCGUUUUCCAUUUAUCCAUAUCUCCUUAAUUAUUAAUCUACAUUUCAUAUGAUUUCUAAACCAAUUUACAACAAUUCAAAAACAAUAAACAUGCCGUCUGCAGAUGACGAAUUAUACCCAUACACAACCACCGGCAAAUUCAAGGUCGACCGUAGCCAUGCAAUCAACCGUCAAUUCCACCGUUGUUUCGCUUCCACAAGCACAAUGUUUCUCUGGGCUCUCUUCUUAAUCGCCUUAACCGCAUCCUAUCUAAGUUUCCAAAGCUUCGUAGAUUCCGGCAGCCGUUAUUUCAACGCCUCAUGGGGUGGUAUUCAAUGGGAAAAACAGGUGCGUAAUUCCGCUGCCAAUACUCGCUCCGGCGGUUUCUCGGUUUUAGUUACCGGCGCCGGUGGAUUCGUAGGUACCCAUGUAUCAAUUGCACUUAAGAAACGCGGCGAUGGUGUUGUUGGAUUAGAUAAUUUCAAUAAUUAUUACGAUCCUUCUCUUAAGAAAGCACGUAAAUCUUUAUUGAAUACAUAUAAUGUAUUCGUUAUUGAAGGUGAUAUUAACGAUAGUCGUUUAUUAUCCAAAUUGUUUGAUACCGUUGCGUUUACACAUGUUAUGCAUUUAGCCGCUCAAGCCGGCGUUCGUUACGCCAUGGAGAAUCCUCAUUCGUAUGUUCAUAGUAAUAUCGCGGGUCUAGUCACGCUUCUCGAGGCAUGUAAAACGGCCGAACCGCAACCCGCAAUCGUAUGGGCUUCGUCAAGUUCUGUUUACGGGUUAAACGAGAAUGUUCCCUUUUCCGAAUCGGAUCAAACCGACCAACCCGCUUCACUUUACGCUGCAACAAAGAAAGCGGGUGAGGAAAUAACGCAUACGUAUAAUCAUAUAUACGGACUUUCUAUAACGGGUCUCCGGUUCUUCACGGUUUAUGGCCCGUGGGGUAGACCCGAUAUGGCUUACUUCUCGUUUACAAGGAAUAUUCUACAAGGGAAACCGAUAACGGUUUACAGGGGUAAGAAUCGGGCUGAUUUGGCCCGGGAUUUUACUUAUAUUGAUGAUAUUGUGAAGGGUUGUUUAGGGUCGUUGGAUACUGCGGGUAAGAGUACCGGGUCGGGUGGGAAGAAGAAGGGUGUGGCUCCAUAUAGGAUAUAUAAUUUGGGGAAUACUUCACCGGUGACGGUUCCGACGUUGGUGAGUAUAUUGGAGAAGUAUUUGAAGGUAAAGGCAAAGAAGAAUAUUGUGGAUAUGCCGGGUAAUGGGGAUGUACCGUUUACACAUGCGAAUAUUAGUUUGGCCCGGAGGGAAAUCGGGUAUAAACCGACUACGGAUUUGCAAACGGGUUUGAAGAAGUUUGUUAGGUGGUAUCUUUCGUAUUACGGCUAUAAUCAUGGAAAACUUUUAAAUUGAGUUUUUUAUUUUCUUUUUUAGUUAGUUUUUUUUUUUGGGGUUGUUUGUUUUUCAAGGAGAU
Messenger RNA from Impatiens glandulifera, 1547 nucleotides. RefSeq names its product UDP-glucuronate 4-epimerase 1-like. The transcript has a single exon. The coding region runs from base 146 to 1486 and encodes 446 amino acids. The record is from RefSeq and is a predicted model, not a curated record. Lineage: Eukaryota; Viridiplantae; Streptophyta; Magnoliopsida; Ericales; Balsaminaceae.